AUGGUGAAAAAGAAGGAGAAGAUACCACCACCUGGGACCCCUAGAGAUCCAACAACUAAUUUCUUCACCAGAAGGAAAUGGAAGGCUUUACUUGCUUCCCCUAUUAUGGAGUUGCAAGGGAGAAACCUUAUUCCACGUGGGGCCUUAAUUAUUGGUACAGCACUUAUGAAGACUCGACAUGUUGUGCGUCUAGAUCUCUCGCAAAAUCAUAUUGGAGAUGAUGGAGCAGUAACAAUGGCUGAAGUUCUCAGGAAGAAUGAAAGUAUUCAACACCUCAAUUUAUCUCAAAACGAUAUCACAGAUGUAGGUGGUAUAGCUUUGGCAAGUGCUUUUAUUCCAAAUGUUAACCCCAAUGGACAACCUGGUCAAUGGAACCGUACACUCUUUACGCUUGUAUUAGCAGGGAAUCAACUAGGUGAUGCUACUUUAGUAGCGAUGAGCAAAGCCGCUGCAUGUCACCGGGAUCUCAGUAGAGUGGAUCUCAGUUGGAAUAAUGUUGGUCCAAUGGGAACAAAAGGUCUAAUGCGAUCUAUGCAACGUAAUCCUCUCUGUUCAUACAAUCUUAUGGCAAAUCACAUUGGGGAUGAAGGUACUACUUACUUAUGUGAGGCUUUAAAACACUAUGGUGGAAAAGGAACCACUGUACUUAAUUUAUUUCGUAAUGAUGUUCGUCAUAGAGGUUGUAAAGCAGUGGGUCAACUCCUUGAAAACAAUGAAUUUAUUCUAGAUGUAUGUCUUCAUAGCAAUACCCUUGGACUAAAAGGGACACAAGUACUUUGUCAUCAUUUCUUGGCCGCACCAAAUCGUGUACGUUAUCUUAAUAUUGCCAACUGUAUGCUUGGUGAUGAUGGUGCAUUGGAAGUGGCACAUCUCAUCGCAGCUAAUCCACCUUUAUUGGAACGACUCAAUAUAGCGGAAAACGGUAUCACCGAUGAGGGUGGAGUAGCAAUUAUGAAAGCCUUAUUAAAGAAUACGGCACUUAUCAUGGUUAAUUGUGGGGAAAAUACAUUUGGGGCAAAGACUGUAGAGUGCACAUUAGAAGUGAUUCAAACGGCAACCGUGUUGAAGUUGUUGGAUUUUACAAAAUCACUCAGUUCUACGGAAAUGCGGCGAACACUUGCGUAUUCUGCAAAUGAGGCAAAUGGUAUUCGUGUGGAAGUGGGGGAUGUGCAGGAGGAGUCACUUGAUGACAUUUUGCAGAAAACAGCAGAACACAUGCAAAUCAUCCUUGAAAAUGAAGCAGAAAAGGCAAAGAACAAGAAGUAUAGAAGAAAAUCAAAAAAAGAGUGA
This is a messenger RNA of Trypanosoma theileri, 1290 nucleotides long. RefSeq lists its product as uncharacterized. Lineage: Eukaryota; Euglenozoa; Kinetoplastea; Trypanosomatida; Trypanosomatidae. The transcript has a single exon. Gene Ontology annotation, molecular function: protein binding. The record is from RefSeq and is a predicted model, not a curated record. The coding region runs from base 1 to 1290 and encodes 429 amino acids.